AUGCGAUGCGCGAGCAAGGCCGCCGAGAGCGCGUCCGCACGUCUCUGUGCGGACGCCGAAGCAGAAACCGCAGCAACUGAUGUCUCAUCGGUUGCUGAAGCGACUCAGCCUGCGUCCUCUGGUGAUGCAGGCGCUCGUCAUGAAGACACUCAUGUCUUCACAGAGUAUGAGCUCGGUGUCUCAUACUCUCCUGAUACAGAAGACGGAUCCGUAUCGACGGCGAUCAAAUCCAAGCCGCCUGCCAAGCUUGGCAUGGAUGAUGCUAUGCGUCGCAGCAUCUUUAGUUCAUCUGAUGAAUCAGAUGAACCAUCGCCGAAGCGUAGGCGCUCGAGGUCGCGAGACUCGGGCGCUAACAGUGGUGUCGGUUCUCCUAUGGACACCACUUCGCAACGAGGUACCAGUCCUUCUGUCGGCACGUCGCAGGAAGUGCGGGACCGCAAUGUCUUGCAUCUCGCUCCUGAGAAGAAGGCAUGGAUGCCUCCUAAAAUCUGUCAUGGAUCACUUGUCGGCGACGACGAGUGA
Molecule: messenger RNA, 522 nt
Organism: Peronospora matthiolae
Lineage: Eukaryota; Oomycota; Peronosporomycetes; Peronosporales; Peronosporaceae
Source: the annotation of a GenBank genome assembly